GGCAAGCGAGGAGGGUCUGUUUCGUUAAAAAGCUUUUCCUCUUCCCCACACUGUCAACACUUGCAGCGAUGUCGGAGCCGGAGUCUCUGCGGGGCUCCAGUGCCAGAAACCGUGGAGGAGUACAGAGGGUGGAAGGAAAACUGCGAGCCAGUGUAGAAAAGGGGGAUUACUAUGAAGCACACCAGAUGUACAGGACUUUAUUUUUUAGGUACAUGUCACAGGCAAAACAUGCUGAGGCCAGGGAGCUGAUGUACAAUGGAGCGUUACUCUUCUUCAGCCAUAACCAGCAAAACAGCGCAGCAGACCUGUCCAUGCUGGUACUGGAGGUGUUCGAGAAAUCUGAGGUGAAAGUUGAAGAUGAACUAUUAGAAUGCCUGGCGAAGCUGUUCAGCCGGAUGGAGCCGAACUCUCCGGAGAGGGUAGCGUUUGUGUCCAGAGCCUUGAAAUGGUCCACAGGAGGGCCCGGCAAACUGGGUCACCCAAAACUACACCAGCUGCUGGCUGUCACCCUGUGGAAAGAACAAAACUACAGCGAGUCUCGUUACCACUUCCUGCACUCGUCUGACGGCGAGGGCUGCGCACAGAUGCUGGUGGAGUAUUCGGCGUCACGAGGCUUCCGCAGCGAGGUCGACAUGUUUGUGGCGCAGGCCGUCCUACAGUUCCUCUGCUUAAAGAACAAAAACGGCGCUUCCGUGGUGUUCAGCACAUACACAGAGAAACACCCGUCCAUAGAGAAGGGCCCUCCCUUCGUCCAGCCUCUACUAAACUUUAUCUGGUUUCUGCUGCUGGCAGUGGAUGGGGGUAAAUUAACAGUUUUCACAGUGUUAUGUGAGCAAUAUCAACCUUCCCUGAAGAGGGACCCCAUGUAUAAUGAGUAUCUCGACAGAAUAGGACAGGUUUUCUUCGGUGUUCCCCCCAAACAGUCCCCAUCGUACGGAGGACUGCUAGGAAACCUGCUGAACAGCCUGAUGGGGUCGGGGGAGGAGGAGGACGGAGCGGAAGAGGCGCAGGAGGACAGCAGCCCCAUCGAGCUGGACUGAUCCUACACCGAUACAAAGAGAACAAACGAGAGCGCGCACACACACACACACACAAACACACAAACACACAAACACACGAGGAAGAGGAAGAGGAAAACCACACCGCCUCCUUCCUUCACCUCCACGACGAGGGGAAGCAAGACGCCGGUUUCCAGAGGCGUGCUGAUUCCAACAAAACCUUCCCACCCCUCCAGUCGUAAAACCAGGCGGUCUGCGCCAAACUGCAAACUCCCCUAACCCCUCCCCCCCCGGUUAAUUAUUGUAAGAUUAUAUUAUUUAACCAUUUGUUUGUUGGUUUGGGACUCUCUGUUUAGGGGGGAUUUGAUUUUUAAAGAUAACAAACUUCCCUUUUUCUCCGGGGGAAACGAGCUCCGUAGAGAGGGGAGGCGACCCGGAGGAGAGGGUAGCGUCACACGUGGAAACCCUCGUCAUAAAGGAGGGUCUCGUAAACUCACUACAGUUACUCAGCACAGAGCCUGGGGGUUGCAACAGCCCCUGUUUUCCGUUAUAACUUUCAGUAGUGGAUUAAAUUAUACUCAAUGUAGUCGACGCCAUUUUUGUUUUACAUCUUUUUUGCAAAGACAACAAAGCUAUUAUAAGAGGUCAUCUAUCUCUAAGAGAGUUACUGCAAAGCUGUCUGACUCCGUCGUAGUCCCACUUCUCUGUGCACUCGCUGAACUGCUGAGAGGAAUCGUGUGGGAGACAUCCGAGUCUGUCUUUUCUUUUAAUUAAAAACGUUCUGGCGUUGAGGCACUGAGUGUGUGUAGCCCUGGGUGCCUGUCUUCAUGUCGCUGUGAAAAAUAAAAAGUGAAAGCUGGGGUUACCUACCGAGUCUGCGACGUGAUCUUUAUUAGAGGAGCGGUGGAAACACGCCAGUCUCACUUCUACUGAUACACAAUAUGUAAAUGUACAGCCGUUUGUCUCGUUUCUAUGGUAAACUGCAUUAAUAGACCAUUAAAGUUCAGCCAGUGCACAUCAGAAGUGUGACUCGAACAAUAUCUGCUUUUUUUCAGUAAGAAAUAUCAACACUCACUGCUCGUUCUUCGUCUUUCCUCACAUCGUUUUCCUCCAGUCCAGAACAAAAAAGCCCUCGCCGUGCUCCAUAAUCUUUAAAAGGAGCCUCAUGUGGUCAGAUUAAUACUAGGAACGUCCAGAGGUCUUCCAGAGUAGAGUUAUUUGCUUCUGCGUAAUAGUGUAUGGGACUGUGGGAACACCAACAUGUCCAAUAUUAAAUACAAAAUGUAUGAAUCAAUUGAGAUAUUAAAUUCUAAUGGGACAUCAUGUAAGGUGUUCUUUACUAAUUAGAAAUGGGAGGGAAAUCCACCAAAGGGUGAUGCAGUCAUGAAAGUAUAUCAUAAAACUCAUAUUUAUCAUAAUUUAAAAAGGUUUCCUAACAUUAAAACAUCUCCAAUAAAUCCACCAGUAAAACAUAGCACUCCUUUUUAUUUUCCACUGUGACUUUACUUAUAGUUUGCUAACUUAAAGUCAGUUUUGUUGUAAUUCUCUGUCAGGAAAAAGGCCGUUGGACCAAACGUGUGUCGGUGUCCCGCUGCUGUGUGAGGAUGAUUUGAUUUCAGAACUAAAGGGGAGUGUUUGCUGUUUGAUGAUUCACUAAUUGAGUAAAUAAACGACAGAAGAGUUUGAGAAUGUCUUGAAACGAAUAUCUUCCCGUCUGAUUUUCUUUAUGGCGUUUAUUCAGAAAAAGUUGCCUGGAAAAUGAUCUCCAAAAAAUAAUCAAAUCCAAAUAACACGAUUCCUAAUAAGCACCGUAUAGAUACACCGGCUUUGUUCUUAAACAUAUAUCCACACUUGUGAUCAAUUGCAUCAUGCAGACAUCAUGCAGACAUACAGGAAACAGUCAUGGCACAGAUUAAUGUGUUGGUUGGUUUGUUUAACAUCUACUGGUAUUUUAAGCAGCUUACUCCAAACUUAUCUGCAAAAGUAUUACUUUUUCUGCCAGUAAGAGGAAGGAUUAAGGACCGGUAACUUUCUUAAAAUAAGGAUUUAGCAUUGCAAGAUAAUGGAGUUUCUCCAUAAUGCCAAGUUUUAUUUAAAGAAAUCUUAAGAAAAAUGACGUCAAAAUAAUGAGAUUGAGUUCAGCCUUACAAGCUAACAAUAUAAUGACUCAAAGGACCUUAUUGUUUCAUCACAAUGCUUGAAACGUGCUUCUUCACUUCUAUAAUAGUAUAGAUUUAUGGACAAAACCUCACAAGUUAGCCGAGAAAGAAGACCAGAAAACUAAAAUCUAAGUUCUCUAACGUGACCUUAUGUUUUAUUUUGUUAUUGUUUUACCAGGAUAGGUCUCAAAAUCGCUUUUUCAUGACAGUCCUGGCCCCAGAUAGGCGGCAGCACAGUUACAUACAGUUUUAAAUCACUACACAAUCAUAUAUCAAGAUCAGUCAAAGCAUCUACACACACACGACCUGCUUCAAGGUCAUGUAGAGUCGCUUUGAGUCCGUUUAGAGAAACCUGCUCUCUGAGUUUCAGCUCGUUUUGCAGCUGGUUCCCGGCCACAGGAGCAGCCUGACUAAACAACCUCUUCCCCAAUUCAGUACGGACUGUUGGAACAGGUAGAAGAAACAAGUCCUCGGAGCGAAGCCGAUAAGAUCCUGUGAUGUUGUUUGAGCUGCUCCAUUUUGACUGUAAAUAAACACAACUUGGAACACUUUU
This is a messenger RNA of Eleginops maclovinus (Patagonian blennie), 3710 nucleotides long. RefSeq names its product guided entry of tail-anchored proteins factor 4 (gene get4). Gene Ontology annotation, cellular component: cytosol; BAT3 complex. Gene Ontology annotation, biological process: protein insertion into ER membrane. The record is from RefSeq and is a predicted model, not a curated record. Gene Ontology annotation, molecular function: protein binding. The transcript is spliced from 9 exons. The coding region runs from base 69 to 1040 and encodes 323 amino acids. Lineage: Eukaryota; Metazoa; Chordata; Actinopteri; Perciformes; Eleginopidae.